Molecule: messenger RNA, 753 nt
Organism: Metarhizium acridum CQMa 102
Lineage: Eukaryota; Fungi; Ascomycota; Sordariomycetes; Hypocreales; Clavicipitaceae
Source: RefSeq, a predicted model, not a curated record
AUGCCGUCCAGCAACACCGCUCCGCGCCUCUCGCCUCCUCAAACACCCAUCAUCAGGACAUCCGCCGCGCGAGUCACCACAGCACCGAGACGGAAAAACAUCAUCCCUACACGCAUGUUCUUGGCCAAACGCGUAUCCGCCAUGGCUGUCGUCACAGCCCCCUGGGCGACAAGCGUGCCGCUCGCAAAAGAUACCCUCCCCGCGACGACCCCAAUCACAGCACGGCUCAUGACAGACGUGGACGGCGCAGAACCGUCCCGCCGCGGUCCUUUCAUCGCAGCAGCCGACCUGGCAGCAGUGAAUGGCGCAGCAUGGCGCCAAAGCACCGUUUUGCAGCGGGCGGCGUGGCCGCGCGCACUCGUCUGCCAAGCACUGCCUUUCACCAGAGCACCGGUGGCAGGCGCCGUCCCGGGGAUCUUGCGCCGGGCCGGGGACGACGGCACACGUGUGAAUGGUGCCGUGGCGGUUUGCGCAUCCCUCGGUUUGGCAGCGGUGGGCGUGGCAGUACUGCAGGUCUUUAUCGCCCUGCCAGACCCGUGCGUUCUGGCAUCUCGGCUCUACGCAGGCGUCUAUGACGGGGAGCGUCUUAGUGUCUUUGUUGGCCAGGGAGCGGUAUAUGCAUGUGUGCUAUUUGUAUCUGCUGGCGUUGAGGUCUUGCACGUGGUUCGGGCAGCGCUCUUGGCCGAUGGAUGCCGCGCAUUGGACAUCUGCCACGCCCGUCAGCACUUUGAACGCGAAACACGUCCUUUUUGA